Messenger RNA from Manduca sexta (tobacco hornworm), 2559 nucleotides. Its product is annotated as retinaldehyde-binding protein 1. Bases 265 to 1161 code for a protein of 298 amino acids. The transcript is spliced from 5 exons. The record is from RefSeq and is a predicted model, not a curated record. NCBI's taxonomy places the organism in Eukaryota, Metazoa, Arthropoda, Insecta, Lepidoptera, Sphingidae. Gene Ontology annotation, molecular function: phosphatidylinositol bisphosphate binding. Gene Ontology annotation, cellular component: membrane.
UCCAACAGACUGGCGGCUUCACCUGUCCGUUCGAUGGAUUCGCGAAUUUUGAAUUUAGAAAGUUAACUUUUUAUUCCGGCACAAGUUUAACAAGGUUGGAGGUGUAGUCGACUGGCCAGUCGCGUUUUGUGUGUCAGUGUAUGUACACGUACCAGUUUUACGGAGGUUUGUCAAGUGUACGAACUGUUUAUAUCUCCGCGCGUCUUGUGAGAAACGUAAACUUUUUCAAAAAAGGAAUUUUCCUGAAAGCAGGUGUGUGGAGACAUGGCUGCGACCAAGUAUUUGCAUCCGUUCCUCCGCGGCCUGAAGCCGUUGCCAGAAGGGCACGAAGACGAGCUGCAGCAAAUUAGAGAGUGGAUGAAAAGCCAACCCCACCUGCCACACAUACCUGAUGAGUACAUAUUCCUGUUCCUGCACUCCAACUAUUAUAAGCUAAAGGAGACGAAAGACACAAUCGAAUGCUACUUCACGUUGCGCGCCAACACGCCGGACUUGUUCACCAACAGGGACCCCCUGACGCCGAAAAAUAAAACCAUUAUGGAUAUAACACACAUGGUGGCUCUUCCCAAUAAGACAACGGAGGGUUACCACGUUCUUCUAUACCGUCUCGCUGACUUCGACUACAGUAAACUGAACUUCGCGGACGCUGUCCGUGUGUUUUGUAUGUUUAAUGACGUCAAGUUAUCUGAGGAUAACCUCUCUGAAGGUUAUAUUGUCAUCUUCGACAUGAAAGGCUGUAGUCUUGGUCACCUGACCAGGGUAACGCUGCCUGCCUUGAGGGCGUUCAUGCAUUAUAUUCAGAACGCCCAUCCCUGUCGUCUUAAGAAGAUCCAUGUGGUCCACACGGUCUCUUUUAUCAACCAAGUAAUGUGUCUGGUCAAACCGCUAAUACAUUCGAAUCUGCUAAAUCUGCUAAACUUCUCAUCGGAGGGCCCAGAAUCCGUGGUGGAUAAGGAACUGCUGCCAGAAGAUUUCGGUGGACCAAUUAAAUCAGUAAAGCAACUGCACGACGAGCAACGGAAGAAUAUGGAAGAGAAUUACAGGGAUUGGUUGAUAGAAACAGAGAUGUUCAAAGCUGAUGAAAAGAAAAGGAUAAAGAAACCUAGUAAAGGCAUGUUUGCUAGCUUCACGAGCAGUUUCAAGAGUCUGGAUAUCGACUGAUUUGGUUUGGUGUAGAUGCGCUUGGGACCUGAUGUUUCUUUGUCUAUGCCUAUUUCGUGGCUCCUUUAGAUGUAAAAAAGUAGCCAAAGGGUUUCUAGUUGUUUCUUUACUUAGAAUUUUUUUUAAGCUAUUUUUGAUAUAAGUCUUUAGAACAUAACAAAACAGACCUAAUGUUAUUCUUGGCUAGUUUUAUUUAAAGAGGCUGAUUUACUUCUAUUUUGGAAUCAAUGUUAUUUUCCGUUUUUAUUGGCUUAUUGUUGACAAACAGUUUGCCAGGUUCCAGAACAAUAACAAAACAACAUAUUUUAGCAUCUCUUAUGUCUAUGAUUUUUAAAGUUACUUGACUGUCAGCAACGUGAAUAUAAAAAUAUUUUGUAUAGUCCAAUAGUUAAAUGUAUAUAAUCUUUAUAGUUAUUAAUAGGUGUGCAGGUUGUGACGCUUUCACAUGUAAAUAUUGUUUUUAUAUUAAGGUAUUAUGAGAAUAUAUUUUAUAAAGAUUUUAUACUUUUUUAUAUGACUAUUGAAUAUAUGUUACUUCUAUGACGGACUAGGGUGGAUUAUUGGCGUCAGAAAUUGGUAGAAAUAACGAAAUCAAAAAGUAAGGAUUUCUUAUUUAUCCUACGAAUGGACAAUGUAAAGAAUGUAUGUCAAGAUACCAUCCACAAUAGACGACUUAGGUUAGUGGCUCGUUAUUUUUAAUUGGAAUCUUUUCAAUCGUAAUUGUGAUGGUUUUUCAUAACUUUAUAAUUUUGGUAAAUAAGGGUUUUGCUUUUAAAAUUGAUUGAUAUAUUCUUUCUGCACUGGCGUUAUACGUAAUAUUGCAAUGAUUACUUUCUCAUUAAUAGAAUUAAAGUUUUUUCGCGUAUGGUGUCCAGGGAUUUGUGGCAAUAUUUAUGUAUUAGAUACCUACGAUUUUUUUACUGCGUCUGAAUAGAUGUGUGUUACCGGGGUAUAUCUAUUUAAAGGAUGGUAAUCGGUUAAAGGAUACAGAAGUUCAUGCGCUUCAACGCCAUGAUAUAAUGGCGAGUUAUUGUAAGUGUAUACCAUGGAAAUCUCCAUGCAAUGCACUUAGAUGUGCAAACUAAAAUGGUGAUCAGUGAACCGGUGUUGGAGUUUAAUCUUUUAAAUUGACGAAGGUAUAUUCAUAUACUUAUAUAGAUGUUAUGUUAUAUCAUUAUUAUAUUAUUAAUAUCUAUUUAUGUUGGUUACCACGGCUUUUUAGAAGUGUCUAUUUGAAUUUAUUAAGGGCUAUGUUGGGAUACUAAUGUCUCGCAAUAUUAUGCGAAUUAUUUACUUAGCAAUACGAUUUUUUUGUAUGUUAUCACAAAUGUAUCGCCCAAACUUACGUUUGUAUCUAUAUUUCAUUUUUGUACAUAGUCAAAUAAAAACUUUUCCAUA